CCUGCCGUGUUGGUCUCUCACUUCAUUUUGAAAAUUGGCGGGUGUUCUACCCAAUUUCCAGUAUUUCCUCUCGUCUUUCCCAAUUUUCAUCCCCUAACUCGCUAUUUUUCUCACUACGCCGCACUCUAAUCCCUAAUUUUUCAGUAAAGUUGAAGUUCUUAUCAUAAUGGUUUUUCUGCAUCAAAUCAAUUCCUCCCGAAAAAAACUCCUCUCCUCCGUAAUCCCUGAAACGCCACUGAAAACCUCAAAAUUCACCGCCGUAAAUGUUGAGAAGGCAGAGAAAGAAAAAGAUAAAUCGAAACAUAAAGAGACCGAGAAAGAUGAAGGUGUUUCCGAAGAGAAAAUGAUAUCGAUACUAGCAGAUGCUGGAUGUACUCUCUUCAAUAACCCUAGCUCUACUCCUUCUCUUCCUACUGAUACACACAAGUUCCGUUGCCAUCUCAAUCAUCUAUUCACAUCCACCUCCUCCUCUUCAAAUCCUUCAAUCCUAUCUGAUUUUCUUACUGGAUUCAGUUCUCACAUCAGAAACCCUAACAAUCUGAGAAGAAUCCUUGUUUCUGCUCCCCGUGAAAGUCUUCUUCGUAAUCUCUUACUAGUUCCUUCUCUUCAAUUACAACUCCAACUUACGCUUCUUGAGAAACUUCCUGAAUACUAUUUUGAAAUUUCUAACCCUAAUGGAUCACUUGAAGAUGAUUUUGCUAGGUUAAUUCUUAAUCACUUCCGUUGGCUUGAUUUCCUUGUUGAUCCAAAGGCAUUUUGUGAUAAACUCAUGGAAGUUCUUUCAAUUUGUCCAAUACAUUUAAAGAAAGAGAUUAUUGGAUCUUUGCCUGAGAUUAUUGGUGAUCAGAACAAUGAUUCCAUAAUUUCUUCUCUACAACAUAUGUUAGAGGAGGAUGCUGAGCUUAUUGUUCCCGUUCUUGAUUCAUUUUCGAAUCUAAACUUAGAAGGCCAGUUACAGGAGCAGGCGAUUACUGUAGCAUUGUCUUGUAUUAGGACUGUUGAUGGUGAAAACAUGCCUUAUCUUAUUAGGUUUCUAAUGUUGUCGGCUACAUCAGUGAAUGCUGGACGAAUUAUUUCACAGAUUCGUCAGCAUUUGAAGUUCAUAGGUGGAACUGAUUCUCGUAGUGCUCGAGGAAAGAAGCUUAAAGGGAAAUCACAGGUGGAUAAUUAUGAGGCUUUGGUACUUGAAGCUUUAAGAUCAAGUCUCCGGUUUAAAAAUAUAUUGUGUCAGGAGAUUUUUAAAGAACUUAAAUUCGUUGUCAAAGCUCAGGAUCACAAGGUUAUUGAUGUUUGGCUACUUAUGCUUAUAUACUCAAAUGGUGGACUGUUACAAAAGAGUGUCGAAAAAAUUAUAAAAAGGAAAAUUAGUGAAGGCUGUUUUCGUGAAAGUCUAUUUGAUCAGUGCAUUCAGGGGCAAGGGGAUUUAGUAAAGGAAUAUUUCUCUUCAUUUCUAUCUGUAUGUGAGUUCUUAUUGGCAUGCAAAGAACACAGAGCAAGGGAGUUUGGCAUGCAAUUGUAUGCGUCUAUCUUCGAUGAGUUCAAAGAUACUUAUUCAAGACAGGAAGUCCUAGGUGUGUUAGUCGCCCAUAUAGGUUCUGGCAGUAGUUAUGAAGUGACUGCUGCACUGGAGACCAUGGUACUGUUAGCUUCUAAAUAUUCACAGGAGCUGAUCCCACUUUCAUCGUACAUUAAUGGCAUCUUGGACUACUUGGAAGGGUUUAAUAUCGAUAAUCUACACAAGGUCUAUGAAGUGUUCAGCCAUUUGGCAUUGUCCGCACGCUGUAGUGCAGAUUCCACUGGAUCUUCUAUUGCAAAUGAGCUUUUGAUGAUCAUAAGGAAGCAGGUUAGUAAUCCAGAUUUGAAAUAUAAGAAGAUGGGUAUAAUUGGGACUCUGAAGAUAGUUUCUUGUCUUGGUGAUCGAAAAAAUGCCGCUUGUCCAUCAUCUUCUCAGAGAACAAAUCCUCAGGAGUGUUUAGAACUUCUGAAAAUGUCAUUGGAUUCGUGCAAGUUGUUGCCUCGACCCUUGACCCUGUUUUAUGAUGAACUUAUUGCCUUACUGGAGUCUACAAGUCUACAACCAGCAAUUAUAGAAUGGAUUGGGAAACAUGUAAGUGAAUUCGAAGCAAUAUAUUUGUCUGAUCUUGAAGGAGGGAAAUUGCUAUCAGAAAACUCGUCUUUUGAGUUAGAAGGGAAUUUGUGGAUGAACUUAGACGGGGAUCUGUCUCCCAUUUGUUUGAAUGUCUUGCCACUUAUCGCCUCUUCUUCCGGUUUUAUUGCCCACAGUUCAUCAGUGCCUUUGCAAAUUCUUCCUGCAUACUUCCGUCUUCUCUCUGUUGUUGAGAGGGUGACAAGUGACGGAUCUCUUGGUGGCAUUGAUGCACUACUUGGUUGCCCUUUGCACCUUCCUUGCCCUAAGUAUUUUGCUCGGGGUGUUUGGUUGUCUCUGACAGGGAAACAAAAGCAAGCAAUAUGCCUUUCUCUCUAUUAUGGAUGUAAUUGGAUAAGGGAAUUGCUCAAUGCCUUUUGUACACAAGUUACUGGAGAUUUAGAUUGUUUAAGUCAGGCAGCGAGGGAGGAAAUAAGUGCAAAGUUGCGAAAGCGCUUGAGGAACCUAAUUUUUCUGGAAUGCUUAUUGAAUACCUCCCUCAAACUGUACCCUGUAUCUCUACCUGAGCUCCACCUUUUGCCGGAGCACCAUGGAUCUUCUUACUUUAGCAAGCCAAGUUUUUUAGGAAACAAGGAUUCAAAGAGUGAUAACAAAAGAAUAUCUGAGAGCACUCAGACCAUUUCAUCGGGAAAAAGAAAAAAGUUGAAGAACAUAGUGACUUCAGAUAAUAGUCAAACGCUGAGGCAACCUACGAUCAUGGAUGUGCUGAGAAAAGCAGGCGUUACUAUAAGCCAAGAAGGGCCAAAAAGCAGAUCGUCCGACCCUUCGUACAAGGGGACAGAAUCUCAGUCUGAAGAACUUUUCAACAAUGAUCCUAACAGCCCUGUAGAUAUCUGUGCAGUUACCAUGGUUUUGGACACACAAAGAUCUAAAUGCAGGCCUUUACGAGUUGACUGCUUGUCCAUAUUGAGCUUUUCUGAGAUUCAAGAUUCUUGUUCUGAUCCUGCAGUUGAGUUACCCUUGCAUUUGUACCUUCUACGCGAUCUUCACAACAAGCUGGAUGAUGCAAGUCCUUCGAGCAAACAAUUUCCACCUGGAAGCUUAAGGGCACCACCUGCUCUCAACAGGAUGACAGCCAGUGAGCUCUUGAACAAGAUGAGGCCACUAUUUCCAAGCCUAAGAAAACAUUUUGAUUGCACAGUUUUUGUUCUUAAAGAAGGAGGGGAUGAAACUUAUCAAGAAAGUUGGAAAACUCAGUCUGCUUCUGCUGGAAACCCAGAUAUACCCGAUUUGGUGAUCUCAAAGGCAGUAGUUGCUGGUUCUGUCUUCAGUGAGAUUCUUUUUUGUUUUAGCAAGAUGCUAAAGCUUCCUCAGAUGGAUAUGCAGCUACUCUUAGACCUCCUCGAGGCCUUCCAGCCAAUUGGGGUACCUGAGCUUGUUCUCUCCAUAAACCCAUUGCCUUCUGCUGGCAGCAUAGAUUACAUGUAUUGUGGUGCUUAUUCCUUCUUGGAAGGUGUAAUGGAUAUAGCCUGUUCUUUCACACUUCCUCAGGCAUCAGAAGUUAUUGCUACUCUAGAAUCAGUGGUGAGUUCUGCAAAGUCAUUCGUUUGUCAAUUGCUAGAAAGUGACAAGAAAAGUACAAAUUUAGUGCGCGUCCAGAGAGUCCUUCCUAUUCUGUGCAGCAGACUUGGAAGUUGUGCACAGAAGCUGUUAAUGCAAAACUGGGAUGAUGAAAAUCUUCCGAAUGGUUCAAAGAGCAAGGGAGACAUGAUCCAGAAGAUACUGCACAUCUAUUUGGAGUAUAGUGAUUCCACCGCUGAUUUGCUCGAGGAACAUGCAUGCUCUAUCUUGCCACAGGUCCAUUCUGGAAAAAGUAAAUCUGAAGAAGCCGGUUGUAGUUUCCCAACAUUGUGCUCAACAACAUUUAUUGUUUGGUAUCGGGUAUUGUAUGAGCAGAAUCUCACAGUUCUUAACAAGUUGGUAAAAGAAGCUGCUGUCGUAGCAAAAUGUGCCCCAGAUGUUCGAGUUGAAGCUAUAAGACGGUUUUUGAUAAAACUACGCCAGUCUGUUAAUGUGCUUGUUUCUUUAGUCAACAUGUGCAAGAUUCAUGAAAAGGUAAAUGUGCACGCAAUGGCAGUCAAGUAUGGUGCGAAGUUUGUCGAUUUAUUCCUCAAAGUUUUCGACUUCCUAGAAGCCAAUUUUCAAGGGCAAGGUGACAUCAUUAUCCAACUGGUGAAAGAGCUCCAAAAGGCAACAAGAACAAUACAAACCCUGUGUUCUGAGGCCAAGGGCUCAAGACGAACAAUGAUAACAACUAAGAUUCCUGCUACAAAGCGGUCCAUGGAACGAUUUUUGUUCCGUGUCAAGGCACUCUUUCACAAUACGUCAAGUGGAUGCACAUUUUGGAUGGGCAACCUAAAACACAAGGACUUGUACGGCCAGGUGGUAAGUUCUCAAGCUUAUGCAGAUACAGAUGAUGCUAACAUUCACAAAGAAGCAGAAGAUGCCAUGGAGGCAACCAUCGAUGAUGAUCAAGCAACCAAAAGUGAUAGCCAAGAAGAAAAUGAGUCUGAAUGAAACUCUUUGGUCUUUUGCUCUAAAUGAAGGUAAAUCAAUGUAAAUCAGACGACCUUAGCAGUGGAAGGUGCAGCAGCAGCAACAGCAUCCGAGUUUUGAUCAGGAAUUAAAGGGGUACGAAUUGAGGAGGUUGUGGAGUUACCAUUAUCAGGAGCAGUAUUAACAGCAUCAUCAGGAUCGUAAUCGGGAUCUAGAGAACGGUCAAUGGCUUCUCUUCCUUUAUCGAGGCAGGGCUUGCAAGCAACCUCGAUCGUAAUCCAUCCUAGAACGAGCCCUACAAUGGCUAUUACUGAGGUGGUCAGCGCUCCCAUUGUUCUCUCUCUCGAUCUCGAAGGGAAGAAUUGAAGAAACAAUAACGGUAUGGCUGGUUCUUGUGGUAGGUGAUAUGACAACGCAUUUGAGAAAAUGGGUAUAUUCAAGGCCCAUCAGAAAACGGGUUUUACUCGCGAACUUGUCAAAUUCAACUGUUUUUUCCUUCGUUAUUUCUUCAUUUAGACUAUACGAACAAAUUAGGGGAAGUAUAAUUUCCUUUUUGAAAAUAAAAUCAGAGGAAGUAUGUGGAAGAUGUCUUCGACAUGAAUAAGCAUCAACGGCAAAGACAUAGUGUAGGGGUUACUGGUAAAGCUUGUAAGUAACUGUAGAGGGUCGAAAAUGGGUGAUCGACCUUAAUAUUAAAGAUUUUGGGGCCUGGAGAUUUUGAAUGGGAAACUUAGGCGCAGGUCCAAAAAAAAUAAUAUUCCCAUUGUCAGGUCCAUAAUUAAUUUUAGGUACCGUG
Molecule: messenger RNA, 5459 nt
Organism: Papaver somniferum (opium poppy)
Lineage: Eukaryota; Viridiplantae; Streptophyta; Magnoliopsida; Ranunculales; Papaveraceae
Product: Fanconi anemia group D2 protein homolog
Exons: 30
Coding region: 167-4684 (1505 amino acids)
Biological process (GO): homologous chromosome pairing at meiosis; mitotic intra-S DNA damage checkpoint signaling; interstrand cross-link repair
Cellular component (GO): nucleus; condensed chromosome
Molecular function (GO): DNA polymerase binding
Source: RefSeq, a predicted model, not a curated record